This is a messenger RNA of Owenia fusiformis, 1602 nucleotides long. The record is from the annotation of a GenBank genome assembly. NCBI's taxonomy places the organism in Eukaryota, Metazoa, Annelida, Polychaeta, Sabellida, Oweniidae.
CUGUUUUUUAUUAAUAUCAAAAACACUAAAGGAGAGAAGAUUUUAAUAGCAUCCAACCAAUGCGGACGAUCUUCAAGACUGCAAAACAUGGAAAAAAUGGCUGAUAUUCUUACAGAGGGGGGACAUUCCGUCACCAUGUUGACAAACAAUAAAUUAGGAAAGCCAAGGUUUGAAUCACCACAUAUCAAAACAUUUGAGUAUCCAUUACCUAAUGAUUUUAUGCCAUGUGAUCACCCCAAGAUUGUUGAAAAAAUUCUUGAUGCUUCAGUAUUCACUCUAAUGGAGAUAAUAUCCAAUUACUCACGAGAUAUCACAAAUGGCCUAAUGAAGAGCAAUCAAUUAGCAACAAUCAAGAGGCAAAACUAUGAUUUACUCAUUGUCGAUUAUGUUGAUAGAAUAUUAGCAACUGUCACAACUGGAGUAUUAGAUAUACCAACUAUAUUGUAUGCGAAUGAAGGGACUUAUACACCUAUUAUAACUGGCUUUGUCAGCCACCCUGUCCCGUGGUCAUUUGUUCCCAAUACAUUUACAACGUUCUCAGAUAAAAUGACAUUCAUGGAAAGGAUGCUUAAUUCAGCAGCCCAUUUUGCAAAUGCACUUGCUAUAUAUCCUGAUAUGGGAGAGCUAAAGAGACUGAAUGAAGAGCAUAGGUUGAAUAUCUCCAUUGAUCGGCAGAGAGUAGAUCUCAUAAUAAGUAACAGUCAUAUUGCAUUGGAAUACCCAAGACCUCUCAUGCCCAACCAUGUAUACAUUGGUGGUUAUACACUUGAACCACCAAAGCCUCUUCCUAAAAAUAUCAAUGACAUACUAGCUGACUCACAAUUUAAUGAUAUUAUCAUUGUAAGCUUUGGUUCAUUUGUUAAAGAUUUGAUGAAUCCUGAAAAAUAUGAAAUUCUUGCUGAAGCAUUUGCAAAACUCCCAUAUACCAUACUAUGGAAACACACUGAGAACCCACCUGCUAACCUCGGAGAGAACACCCAUUUAAUAACAUGGCUACCUCAGAAAGAUUUACUGGGAUAUUCAAAAACAUGCCUCUUUGUGACACAUUGUGGAAGGAGCUCAUUCUUGGAGACAAUUUAUCAUGGUGUACCAGUUAUUGCCUUGCCAUUAUCGUUUGACCAGCCUAAAAAUGCAAAUCUAUUGAGCAACCAUUUACAAAUGGGAGUUACAUUGGAUAUUAACACUCUUGUGGCCGAUGAACUUGAGCAAGCUAUUCUAAAUGUACUUUCUGAUCCAAAAUAUACAGAAAAUGCAAGGAAAGCAAGUGAUUUGUUCAAAGACAAUCCUGUGUCUCCAAGAGAAACAUUGCUGUACUGGGUGAAUUAUGUUAUUAAACAUGAUGGAGCUGAUCAUUUGAAAUCCCAGGGAAUAAAGAAUCUCUCAUGGUAUCAGUAUUUCUUGUUGGAUAUCAUUGGACUUGUAAUUCUGACUUUGGUUAUACUUGCUGUUGUAUGUUUCUAUUCCUGUCGAUUCAUGAUAAGAUGCUUCAAGUCAUGGCAUAAAAGGAAACAAGAUUAAUGAUAAGCUUUUUGAAUGGAAUAACAUGCAUUGUCAGUGCAGGAAUUUAACUAAAUAACUGUGACGAGAAAACUGAAUUUUGAU